Molecule: messenger RNA, 1255 nt
Organism: Phaedon cochleariae (mustard beetle)
Lineage: Eukaryota; Metazoa; Arthropoda; Insecta; Coleoptera; Chrysomelidae
Source: the annotation of a GenBank genome assembly
CAAACAGACCUAUUAAUUUGUUCAAUGUUUAUGGGCAUAGAUUUUAUGGGCUUACUGGGCUGAAAUUGGAAAAUAAAUUUUCAAUAAUCAUUCCAUAUAUUCCAUAUUCCAUCAGCAGAUCUGAAUUCAACAAAGUUCACCUAUUCCUAUUAUAUUUUGAAGACCCAGUUGACGUGUUGUUUGUUUGUUUACACAGCUUUCAUUUUGGCAAAAUAGUUUUGUUAUUUGGUCAUCAGGUGGUUUAUUGAAAUCAAAGUAGAAAAUUUGAAGUUGAGGUAGGUAUUACCUGAAUAGAGAAAGACUGAGACAUAUUCUAUUAUCAAAAAUGUCAGGAGAUGCUACACCACCAAGGGCUUAUCUAAUUCCUAGUCCACUAGUCACAAAGCGAAAUAGGACACCAUCAGUGUGUGAACGAAUAGUGAAAUCAAAAACAUUGUAUGGAAUUAUCAAAGAGUUUUGUAGAGAAAAGGGUCAUGGAUUUAUCACACCUGAUGAAGGACAAGAAGGAUGUGGCCCAGUGUUUCUUCAUGUAUCUGAUGUUGAAGAUGAAUAUGUUCCUCUUCCUGGAGAUCGGGUGAAGUAUCAGCUAUGUCCUGUACCCCCAAAGUUUGAAAAAUUCCAAGCUGUACAUGUACAAAUACUGGACAUGAAACCAGAAGUGCACAAGAAAUGGGAGAACUAUUAGUAAAUACUAUGUGGUGCCAUCAGAAUCAAUGCUUAUUCAAGAAUACUGAUGAUUAACUCAAAUAUGAGUUGUUAUAUUUAAUAAUAUGUAGAAAUUGUGCCCAGUCCAUGAUAAUGUUGAGAAAGUAUACUGUCUUUUUGGCAUGACUUCAUAAAAGGAGGUAGAGAUCUAACUGAACUGGAUUCUGGAUUCCCACCUAAAUCAUUGUAUUACAAUAAUUUUAUGUUGAUGAAUAAUGUGUUUACUCUUGUAAGACUUGAUGAUAGUGAAUUAUGGACUCACUGAUGAAAUUAACUAAUGUACCAUUCUUGGUAUUUGUCUCAUUUUUCAUAAUCCUGUUAUGUAUACAAUCUAGAGAAGCCAAGUUGGCAAGCUCUGAAAUGCUCAUUAGAUUGCUCCAACCAAAAUGUGCAAAAAAUGCUCUUGUAUGUGGAGGCAUGAGAAUAUUUUCAGCUAUAAUUUCCUCAUGAACAAUUUGUAGAGGUGUGCGAUGUACCUACUGGGUUUCAAUUAUAUUUUUCAAAUUUUUAUGGAAGUGAUUUAUUUUUACCAUAUCAGACGUCAAACAUU